This is a messenger RNA of Oryza brachyantha (malo sina), 1270 nucleotides long. RefSeq lists its product as uncharacterized. The record is from RefSeq and is a predicted model, not a curated record. The transcript has 2 exons. The coding region runs from base 94 to 702 and encodes 202 amino acids. NCBI's taxonomy places the organism in Eukaryota, Viridiplantae, Streptophyta, Magnoliopsida, Poales, Poaceae.
CUUAAAAACCUUCCUCUUCUCCUCCUCCUCCACCCCCGUCGCAUCGUCCCCGCCCCACCCGAGCCCCCCCGCCGCCGCCGCCCCACUCCUCCCAUGGCCAAGCAACGGCGUCUCGCCGCCGUCCUACCUGCCCUGCUCCUCCUCGCCUGCGCGCUGCCUCGCGCGGCCUCCCGCGCCGCGCCAAGAACGGCCGUCGCCGGGGGCGGCGGCGGCGCGGCCGACACGAUACACGAGCUCCUGCGGACGCACGGGCUCCCCGGCGGCCUGCUCCCCAGGGGGGUCGAGUCGUACAGCCUCGACGAGGCGAACGGGCUGCUCGAGGCGCGGCUGUCGGCGCCGUGCUACGCCAAGUACGACGACGGGGACCUGGCGUUCUUCGACACCGUGGUGCGCGGGAACCUCAGCUUCGGCGCGCUCCGCGGCGUGGAGGGCCUGUCCCAGGAGGAGCUCUUCGUCUGGCUCCCCGUCAAGGGCAUCGUCGUCGCCGACCCGGGCUCCGGGGUUAUCCUCUUCGACAUCGGCUACGCGCACAAGAGGCUCUCCAGGUCGCUCUUCGAGGAGCCACCGGACUGCAAGCCGUCGGCCUCCGCCGAGACGGACGCCGCCGACGCCGCCAGGUGGAAGGACAGACAAGAAGAUGUUCCUGGCCUGAGGUUGAGGGGAGAGGCAUCAGGAGGAGAAAACCACCAGGACCAGAGGUGAAGGAGUUACAGGAAAUGUAAUGAGGGUGAGAUCCAGACAAGAAGACAGAGACAAUGCUGAGCCAGUUUUCCCUUGUGUAAAAAUCCUGUGGUGAAAGUGCUGCUGCUGCAAAGAACAACUACAAACUGCUACUGCUGCAGAGGGUUUGGGUGUAUCUACUUAAGGGAGAUGUGGGUACUUUUGCACCUGGUUUUUUUUUCUCUUUACCUUUUUUGCCUCCUCUCUCUCUCUCUCUCUCUCUCUCUCUAGUCUAUGCACCUGUGUGAUAUUAAGUUUGUCAGUGAUGUGUUACAAGCAAGAAAAGAACAAGGAAAAGGUGGGGUGAGAAGCCAAUUGGGGCUGGUUUUUUGAGAUUCUUCAGAAGGGAAUUUUCUUUGGUAUGUUGGUGUAUGUAUGUGUGUGUGCCAGCUCAGCAGUGAGUGAGCUGGGCACAGCACAGGCUUGCCUUUCCUGCACUGCAUGUGAGCUUGUUUGUGUUGGCUGGCUGGUGGUUGAGUGCUUCUUCUCCUGCCUAAGAUGAUGAGAUUAGUACAUAUACAAUCAUACAAUACCAUGCUACUCCUUCAAU